Molecule: messenger RNA, 3002 nt
Organism: Pangasianodon hypophthalmus (striped catfish)
Lineage: Eukaryota; Metazoa; Chordata; Actinopteri; Siluriformes; Pangasiidae
Exons: 7
Coding region: 154-1536 (460 amino acids)
Molecular function (GO): N,N-dimethylaniline monooxygenase activity; NADP binding; flavin adenine dinucleotide binding
Source: RefSeq, a predicted model, not a curated record
GUGCGUUCAUUUUGCACUCGGCCCAAAAUGGCGCUUUAUACUCAAAAUAUCUGAGCUGUAUUCUUGUAUCAUGUGCCGUGUUUCUUAACGUAGAGGAAUUUCAAUAGCGGUAACCGUUGCGGUUUGACUCCUGUGUGUGUCCGGUGUGUGUGUAUGUGCGCUCUUGUAUCUCUGUUCGGCUCUCUAUCCCGUGAGCAAACUUCGAAGAUGAAUCGGUCGGGAAAACUCCGUGUUGCUGUAGUUGGAGCAGGGGCAGCGGGAUUAUGUGCAGCUCGUCACAUCCUGUCUCGAGCCGAUACGCUCGAGCCGCCCGUGGUGUUCGAGCAGAGCGCGCGCGUGGGAGGCACGUGGUACUACGAGGAGCGCGUGGGCACUUCUGACGAUGGCCGGCCGAUCCACAGCAGCAUGUACAGAGACCUCAGAACCAACCUGCCUAAAGAGGUCAUGAUGUUUCCUGAUUUUCCCUUUGACUCCCACUUGCCCUCUUUUCUGACCCACUGGGAUGUUCAGCAGUAUUUAGAGACAUACUGCAAGAGUCAUGACAUCACGCCACACAUUAAGUUCAACACUAUGGUGGAAGAGGUGAAACCCAUCUCCAUGGAGACAGAUAAAGGGGGGGCCGUGAGGUGGGAGGUAAUUUCGCGUGGCAUGCACGGAGGACAUAGCACACAGACAUUCGACUCUGUGUUCAUCUGCAGUGGUCAUUACUCUGUGCCCCAUUUGCCCUCCAUUCCGGGAAUAGAGCAUUUUAAAGGAAAGGUGAUGCACAGCCACUCUUAUCGCUGCCCAGAACCUUUUGCCCAUCAAUCUGUGGUGGUCUUGGGUGCUGGAGCAUCUGGGGUUGACAUCUCGUUUGAGCUGGCUCAAGCUAAAGCCCAGGUGAUUCUUAGCCAUACUAAGACAGCCCUGCCAUUUUCUUUGCCCCUGGAAAUCCAGCAGGCACCUCCUGUAGUGAAGGUGCUGGACAAUGGCUCUCUGUUCUUUCAGGAUGGUUCAGUGGCCCAUGCUCAAGUUCUUCUGCUUUGCACUGGAUACAAUUACCACUUCCCAUUCCUUUGCCCGAAACAGCUUGGCCUGGAGGUGCAGCACCACCUAGUGGCUCCUCUUUACAAGUACCUGGUGCUUCCAGCCUUUCCCUCACUCUUUUUUAUAGGUAUUUGCAAAAACAUCUGCCCUUUUCUUCACUUCCAUUAUCAGAUCCAGUUUGCACUUGCAGUUCUUGAUGGCACUGUGCAGUUGCCCUCACACGAGUUGAUGGACGAGGAUGCAGAGAGAGAGAGGCAAAGAAAGACACAGAUGGGUGUUCAGGUGAAACAUCUCCUGCAAAUGGACUCUGAUCAGUGGCAUUACUAUGUGAGUCUGGCAACAGCAGCAGGGUUGCCACCUCCAAAUCCAGUUAUACAGAGUCUCUAUGAGGAAGUAGGGAGACAACGACGGGCAAACCCUCAAGCCUACAGAGAAAUUAACUACAGACUGGUUAAUGCCACUGAGUGGCAGCUUCUCAAUGCACCAUCUGAACAAACAGAUAAUAUUUAGUUAGAUAUGUUUAGUAGCAAUAAAUCAAGGCAAACACACUUUUCACCAGUCUUUCGAAGCACUCCAUCACUUGCAAUCAAAUCAAUUCUUCAUCUGAUUCAUCUGAACUGAUUUAACAGAACUGUUUAUUGCCAUAUGCAAUAACUUAUUUCCCAAUUAGUAUGAAUUGUAGAAUUAAUACCCUUUGAUUGAUGCAAAAAAACAAACAUGCCUAGGGCCCCUGAAUGUUCACAAAAGACUGAAUCUUUUCAGAAAGAUGGCAAAAUAUUUUUAAGUUUGCAUUUCAUAAUUAUACAUUACAUUAUAAGUUCAGUCAUCUUGAUUUAAUAUUUUUAGAAAUUCAAGACUAGAACUACCAAAAAUCUUCACAGACAUUAAAAGACCAAGAGAAUGUGAUACCUGUGAUACCUUUUCACUAUUACACACUAUCAGAUUAAUCUGUUAGAGGUGCUGUGUUUAUGAAGGACAUUUUGUAACACUAAACCAAUCUGUAGCAUUCUGAAAUUAUUCUGAAGAUAUAAAGUAUAGUAUAUAGUAUAAAGUAUAAGAAAUGUCUCUAUGGAUAUCCUAUAACAAUAAAGAUAGUAUGCCAAAUAUAAAAUGUUUUACUGACAUAAAUGAGUAGAAUUUUAUGAAUAUUCAGGUAUUUUGGGACAUCAGGUUAAUAAAAUAGCAGCAUUUGUUUUCUGCCUUGUAAGUGAAAGUGAACUUAUGUUACUAAGCCCUUGCUGUGGUACUGCCUGAUAGAAGUAGCAUAAUUCCUGUGGCAUCAUAUAUAAGGGAGUGUGGUCAGCAUCAAACAAGAAGUUGACCCCAAAAAGCUUAAGGUAGGAACAUAUGCAGGAACAUAGGCUUUGGCUACAUGUUCUUAUAAGGUUAUAAAAUUGUCAUGACUAAUAUAUUACACGUAUUUAUGAUGCAUGUAUGAAUAAAAAAUAACCAUAAAGUUCGUUCAAAUCAUGUACAUAUGUUUAUAGUUUAAUCAUUUUCAAGAUGACUAAUAGGAUGACCAAGCAUAGAUAAUUGGGAGAGUUUUCCAAAGACAAAAGUAUGCAGAGGUUUUUUACUUAGGGCACAGUGUUAAUUUAGUUUUAGAGAAUGAUGUCAAUUAUUUUUUUUUUAAUGCUGCUACUGCAAGAAAUGCAUUAUAAAAUGUCGCUUACCUUUAAGUGGUUUUCCACUGUCAUUUUUACUUACUCUGUUCAUACUGAAUUUUAGAAAAGAUCAGUUAUGAAUUUGGAAAAUGUUGGUAUUAAUGCAGGAAAUGAAUUGUAGAAAAAUUACUUUGGCCAACAUGUUAAUAUGUAGUCAUUUUUACUUAGUCUUCUGUGCAAAUUCAGAGUACAAAUAAAGAAUAUGUUGAUGAUAAAUCUGGAGAUUUUUUCCCAAAUCCUUGUAUUGAAAUAUGAUUUAUUCAUGUCAUGAAGAAUGCUAGAAGUAAAUUAAAAUUCCCAUGCUAUCCCAAA